Messenger RNA from Acipenser ruthenus (sterlet), 4745 nucleotides. It is a transcript of the gene tlr3, whose product is annotated as toll-like receptor 3. The transcript has 5 exons. Bases 213 to 2921 code for a protein of 902 amino acids. The record is from RefSeq and is a predicted model, not a curated record. NCBI's taxonomy places the organism in Eukaryota, Metazoa, Chordata, Actinopteri, Acipenseriformes, Acipenseridae. Gene Ontology annotation, molecular function: transmembrane signaling receptor activity; protein binding. Gene Ontology annotation, cellular component: membrane. Gene Ontology annotation, biological process: immune response; inflammatory response; toll-like receptor signaling pathway.
CUAUUUUCGUGACUCUGCCUGCCUUUCUGGUUAGUCCAGCUAGUACAGCACAGGUGUCACAAUUUUCAAACUUUACUUACGACGCAUGCCCAGACUAUCUUACCCCUGACUAACAGCAGACAGCGCUUCUGUGAGCUACUUCCUAAACUGGUGGAAGCGAAGUUGUUCAGCAUUGUUUUGGAGUUAAUUUUAACAAAACAGAUCCUGAAACCAUGAACAUCUGUUUUUGCGUGUUCAGUUUGUGUGUGGGACUUUUAACCCCCUGCCUUAGCUAUGUGGAAUACAAGAAGACGGAGUGUGAGGUUAAAGAUCAGAUUGCAGACUGUAGUCACCUGAAGCUCAAGGAAGUUCCUUCAUAUCUUCCUGACAAUAUAACCGUCCUGGACGUGUCACAUAACCAGCUGAGAGAGUUGCCCACUUCUGUUAUGUCACAAUACAAGCAGCUUGUUUAUCUUAAUGCAGGGUUUAACUCAAUCAAGAAAAUACAGCAAGGCUUGUGCCAGACACUGCCACUCCUCCAGGAAUUGAAUUUGGAGCACAAUGAAGUGUAUGAGUUGUCUGAGAAAGACUUUACUUACUGCUCUAACCUCAGUGAACUGAACCUAUCAUCCAACAAGAUCAAAAUCAAAGGAGAUCCUUUUGGAAGCCUAGAGAAUUUGAGAAAAUUGGAUGUGUCUCGCAAUGACCUGACAACUGCUAACCUGGGAACCCAUCCACAACUGCAGAACCUUCAAGAACUUAUCCUGUCAGGAAAUAAAAUAUCUGUGCUUAAGAAAGAUGAGUUUUCCUGUCUGAGCAACACCUCACUGAAACUGCUGGAACUGUCUUCCCUUCCAUUGAAACAGUUUGAGCCAGGAUGCUUCCACUCCAUUGGGCAACUGUAUGGGCUAGUAAUGGAUCACACCAAACUUGAUUCUGUUUUAGCAGAGAAACUCUGUAAUGAGCUGUCAGGAACUGCUCUCCGCAACCUUUCACUGCAGGGCACAACUCUUUCAAAAAUACUUAGCAGCACCUUUAAAGGACUUAAAGCAACUAACCUUACAGCUCUGGAUCUUUCCAAAAAUGGAUUGUCUAUUAUAAAUGACGGUUCAUUUCAGUGGCUUCAGAAAUUAGAAUAUUUAUCCCUUGAGGAGAACAGCAUUGCACAUUUAACCAAAAACACAUUUGCAAACUUGACAACCCUAAACUUCUUAAAUCUUAAGAAAGCCUUGACAAAACAUAAAACAACACCCAUACUUGAUGAUUUCUCCUUUCAGUGGUUUAUAAACCUGGAACAUCUGCUAAUGGACGGAAACGUUUUCAGAGGCAUUACAGAGGAAACUUUCACUGGUUUAAAAAGCCUUAAAUAUUUGAGUUUGAGCAGCUGUUCCAUGAAUAUGAAAACCAUUACCAAUAAAACACUCUACUCUCUGGCCCAGUCACCUCUCGUGUUCCUUAACCUGACAGGAAUUGGAAUCUCAAAACUCGAGAACGGAGCCUUCACAUGGUUCAGAAAUUUAAGUAAGCUAUACAUGGGCCAUAAUGCGAUCAUUCAAACUUUAACUGGAGAAGAAUUUAGAGGGCUCAGCAGUAUUGAAGAGAUUUUCCUGUCUUACAACCAAAAAAUCACCUUGUCGUCUUCAUCUUUUAUCCAUACCCCUACUCUAAGAACUCUAAUGCUUGGACGCACACUGUCUGGAACUCUGGAUUUGAGUCCUUCACCGUUUCAGCCCCUCCAGAACCUUACAGUGCUUGACCUCAGCAACAACAACAUAGCUAACAUUAAUGAGGCUCUGUUCAGUGGACUCCAGCACUUGAAAAUCUUGAAGUUGCAGCACAAUAACUUAGCCCGCCUUUGGAAAAAUGGUAACCCUGGGGGUCCACUGCUAUUCCUCAAAGGUUUAGUUAGCCUUCGGAUACUUCAACUGGACUCUAAUGGUUUGGAUGAGAUCCCCGUUGAUGCAUUUAGAGGACUCUAUAAGCUGGUUCAACUUGAUUUAGGUCCAAAUAACCUAAAUGUUCUUCCAAAGUUCAUUUUUGAUGACCUUACGUCUCUCCGGGUGCUUAACCUUCAAAAAAAUCUCAUUACCUCAGUGGAAAACGGUGUGUUUGAGACCGUCUUCAAAAACUUGCAGACUCUGUAUUUGGGGAAGAAUCCUUUCGACUGCACAUGUGAAAGUAUGUUUUGGUUUGUGAAUUGGCUAAAUAAGACCAAUACCAGUGUUCCCAGAUUGAAUUCACAAUAUGUUUGUAACACCCCACCUUCUUUCUACAACUCCUCUGUCAGCCUGUUUGACACAUCCCCCUGUAAGGACCUUGCACCAUUUAAAAGUCUGUUUAUAUUCAGCGCUAGCUUUUUACUUGUAUUCCUGGUUUGUGUCAUUUUCAUUCGUUUCCAAGGAUGGAGAAUAGAGUUCUUUUGGAAUGUGUCUGUGAGUCGUAUCCUUGGAUACACAGAAGUCGAUAUAGGGGAAAAUAGAUUUGAAUAUGAUGCAUACAUAAUUUGUGCCCCUACUGAUGUGGACUUGGUAGAGAGGAACUUCUCACCCUUGGAAAAUAUUGACCAGGGAGGGUAUCAGUUUUUCUAUGAGGAGCGGGACUUUGCAGCUGGCGUAUCAAAAUUGGAUGCUGUUGUCGGGGGUAUGAGCAGGAGCAGAAAAAUAAUAUUUGUUGUAACUGAAGCUCUAUUAAAGGAUCCUUGGUGCAGAAGGUUCAAGGUGCACCAUGCGAUACAUCAAGUCAUUGAACAGAGCCGGGACUCCAUUGUUCUAAUCUUUCUAGAGGACAUCCCAGAUUACAAAUUAUACCAAUCCCUUUUCCUUCGGAGAGGAAUGAUCAAAUCAUGCUGUAUUUUGCACUGGCCAGUACAGAGGGAUCGUGUAAAAGCUUUUCGUCAGAAAAUGAAGGUGGCGUUGGGUUCAAGUAACAGAAUGCAACAGUAAUAUUUUCACGCUGCCUUCCAAAAAAAAAAAAAAAAAUGUCAGUUUGACAGUUUUAAUUCAAUAUAUUAUGUACAUUCAAGUGUAGUUCUGCAUUUGUCAAUUCAAAAAUCUUAUCCUUGGUGUAAUAGGUUUUAGUACAAAGACCAUUGGAGGAGGGUUUUUUUUUUGUUUUUUUUUUGAGAGUUUGAUCCAGGAUCUUGUACUCUGCAACCUUAAACACUGGUUUGUGGUGCGAAGAGAAAAGGAAGGAUAAAUAACUUUAGUUAACAGACUGUACACCAAUUUAGUAAUAUAAGCCUGAUUAGUGGGCAUUAUCCAUUGAUAGCUGAAGUUGCUUACAACAUGCAAUCGAUAUAUUAUACAGGAAAUCCAUUAUUACAGUAUAUUUUUUAGGUAGAUUACAAGAAUAAUGUUUCUUGAUCUAGCGUUAUUAAAUAAAACACGGGAGAAUUUGUUAAAUAAGUCCAGUAUCCCGCAACAUUGCACAUUUCAACCAUAAAUUGCACUGUUAGUGUGGAAAAAGUUUAUACCUGAUUUUCUUUUACUUUAAUUUGUUGCACCAACAAAAUAGAGAGUCAGAUGAUAAAAUAAAGGAAAAAAAAAAUUGUACAGAAGUUUUGCACUAUUAGUGUUUGUUAAUUUUGUGAUAUUUGGGGCCUUGAAAUGAAUAUUAUUUAAAAUUUAAAAUUUUAUGUAUGGAACUUCAUUUUUUCUUUUAUUCGAAUAGUUUAUUUCAUUGUCCUUACUCUUGUUUUUUGUUGUUUCGAAACAAAAGUAUGUUGAGAAUAGCUAAAUGAUUGAUUUAUUUUGAAUUGUUAAUUUUGAAAAAUGCAAUAUGUUAUGUAGCUUGUAGGGGGAAUUUUUUUAAAAAAAAAUACAGUAUCCACCACUUACACCGUACAGGGUUAUUUCGGGAAGCCGUUUAUAUCGGACAAGUAGCGUUUGCCAUUUGCCAUUCACAUAGAUUUAAAUAACAAAGGCAUCAAUUACACUGUGUUAAGCACAUCGUAUAUUUCGGGCAAACUCAGCUGUUUGGACCUCUGUGCCAUUCACUUAGAUUUAAAUAACAAACUCCCUGCUUAUUACUGUACUAAUCGCUCUUACUAAUCCACCAAUCAGCUGUUUUCACCUCGUUCCCUCACCAUUCACGUAUAUUUCAAUACAAAAGGCAGCACUUUACUGUAGUAAAAGCUUGACAAAUCGAUCAGUCAGCUGUUUGCACCUCGUUACUGAGCGAUUACCCCUGUACUGUACCUUGGCUAUUUAGUCGGGUUUACAGUUUGAAAAAACAGCACUGACUGUAACAGCAGGCAUGGCUGGAAAGAGAAAAGCGAUGGGCAUCCGCACGAAAAUUCAGUGUAAAUAAAAUGUCUUAGAUACUGUGUGCUUGCUAAAGCAUGCUUGCAACUGUGUCGGUUAGAAAACAAUGCAGUGUUGCUUCAAAAAUGCUGGGGUUUCUGUAGUUGAGGAGGAGAGUGCUGAUGAAAAUACAAUCGAAACUGAAACUCUGACAACACCAGAGGGGAUGCUAGAGGAAGAAUUCUCCGGUGUGUCACCUCAGCGACCAGGACGGUCUUGCCUGAAACAGACACCGAUGACGUAAGCAUGGUGCUGCGCUUGUAACACUGCUAAUAUGGAGCAGCAUCUGGAUAUAGAGCCGAACUGGGAUUUUUUAGAAAACACCUACAAGGUUUGCCGUCCAUUUCUGCACUUGCAUUACUUUUUUGCACUUGCUUUUUAUUAUAUUCAUAGGUUAAUACAUAUUUUUUUAUUGGUGUAAUGAGUGUCUUAAUAAAGAUUUUAACUGCAAACACACUUGUUUGU